Haemonchus placei is the source of this 3378-nucleotide messenger RNA. NCBI's taxonomy places the organism in Eukaryota, Metazoa, Nematoda, Chromadorea, Rhabditida, Trichostrongylidae. The record is from the annotation of a GenBank genome assembly.
AUGGUUCUGGAAUUAUGCCUUUCACAACCGAACAAUCAAGACACGGUAUUCGGCAAUCUUGUCAGCCAACUGGGUUUCAAUUCAGUUGCUUUUUGGAAAAUUGCUGUUCCGCUAGUUUAUGACUCAGAUUUGUCAUUUGGAACUCAGUACCGGGAUUCACUUUUGUUCUCGUUGGCUCUUUAUGACGUAAACAAUAGCAAGAAUAGAUUGCGUGAAUUAUAUGCGGCUGUGCCAGGAGUACGUCAGAGCAUGCUGGGCGUGCAUGCAAAGAAAUUUGGCGAGAAAUAUCGACAUAUUCAGAUGGUUCGUUCCCGUGCCAACUCGCGGAUGUCAUCUACACAUGCAUCGUUGGAGGAUCUUCUGUCUCUGGAUAAUGAUGCCGUAGAAGAUGGCCAGUCAGAUGGAGCCAGUGAAGGAUUGUCGGCUGGAACUGGAGUUGCAGGUCUAACCAACACUACUCAUCACAAGCAAAGGGUGAUCAAUGUGUCGAAUGCCCCGCCGGUGUCAAUUCAACGAAAAGGAAGCGGAUGCUGGGAGAUUAAACAAGGUUCUGGCGGUCUGGUGUCAUGUGUAGAUCCGGUGAUGUCUGUAGAUAAGGAAAAUAUUUGGCUCUCGAAUCUUGGCAUCAAUCUUGGCAAAGAUGAGUUGGAUGAUAUGGACGUUCCUCCUCCGUCGACGAACUCUCUUGGUUUACCUCUAAUAAAACAAGCCAGGGCUGGUGAAAUUUUCCAUGUACUUGAGGAAAAUGACAAGAAACAGGAGCUUACUGACAAGGAGCAACUUGUGGAAAGAGAUAUGUCUCUGUUAUCUGUACUCCACGAUUAUAACAGAGCCAACUAUCAGCUCAAUCCCGUUUUCGUGAAUCAGGAAGAUUACAAUGCUUACUAUGGUGGGAUCAGUAAUGGGCUUCUGUGGCCAGCACUUCAUAAUUUAGCAGAGUACAUCGUUAAAGAAUAUGACGAUCCAGCUGUGCUUCGUGAACAUUGGUGUGCGUAUGUGCGUGUAAACUACCAAUUUGGCAUCAAUGCCGCUCGUAACAGCCGCCCUCAGGAUUUCAUCUGGAUCCAUGACUAUCACCUCAUGCUUACUGGUCAGAUUAUGCGCAGUUUGGACAGUAGCCUUGAAGUUGGCUUCUUUCUCCAUAUUCCAUUCCAACCUCCACCGGAAUUCAUGACGAAGUACAAGCUGGUUGCUGAUCCCAUAUUACGUGGUAUUUUACGUUUCACAAAGGUCGGUUUCCAAACUCACCGAGAUCGUGAUCGUUAUGUCCAGAUGGUGAGGGAGUACAUUCCCAGAGCCAGAGUACAUUUCGACAACAGAAUCGACAUAUUCACCGUUACCUAUGAGGGAUGGACGUGCUCUUUGGGAGUGUUCCCUGUAUCGAUCAAAAAUGAAGAUUUUCUGUCGAUUGCUAAUGAACCCCAGUGCGCCAUAGAUGCUCAGGAAAUCAAAAAAGAUGUGAUGGCUAACAGCGGUGAAGGUGGUUGCUUCUUUUUCUCUGUUGAAAGAUUUGACUACACGAAAGGUAUCAUGGAAAAGUUGAAAGCCUGGAAGAGGCGUGCUGUUGAGUCGUAUAAGAGGUACCAGGAUAGCUGUCUUGAGUUGGCUAAAGGAAUCAAUGAGACGAUUCGAUGUGAAUCACGUCCAGACUGGAGACCACUGCGUUUUGAAACCGAUGGUCUGCCCCGUUCUCGCCUUGUUGCUCAUUAUCUUGCCAUGGAUAUUGGUGUCGUUACUCCAUCCAAGGACGGUAUGAAUCUUGUGGCAAAGGAGAUGAUGGUUUGCAAUCCAUCAGCUUCCCUUGUACUUUCAUCAGGAGCAGGGACUGAGGUGCAACUGGGAAAUGCAGGUUUUUACUCGGAUGACAAGAAAUGUUAUCAUCGGGUGGAUGACAUCGCAGACAUCGAGAACUUUGCUGAGGUAUUCUAUCGCGCGGCCACCGAGACGCGCGAAGUUCGACAAGAGCAUGGUGGUCGACUCAAUCAGUUCCUGAAAAGUCAUGAUAUUGAUGAGUGGAGUACUGCUUUCCUUGAUCCUAGCUGGACUCACGAAGUUAUUCGACCAACAGAGAUUCGUCAAAUCGCUGAUUUCUACAUGUUGAUGGCGCAAACUGCUCAAAUUCGGCGUCAAAUCGUCGAAGUCGUCCUUAAGGGUAUGCCCAUUCGACCACAUUUUGCUCUGUCGCUCGAGAAUGCUAAGAAUUCGCUCGAGAAUAGUUGUAUGGCGGAUUCGAACCUUCUGGUGUUGGAGACCACUUCACACAGUGAAGAUGCUGAUGGCGCUAACACUCAUGCCACGUUUGAUAUCAUUGAUGAGCUGACUGAGCUUCAAAAGGACCUGGCAUUCUUGUCGUUCAUACAGUCUGAUGAAACCAAUAACGUUGAACAGUUCAUUGAUACUCUUGGCUCAUUCCAUCCAUCAGGACCGACUGCCUUCGCUGCUGAAGUAGAGAAAGCUGCCGCAUUGUUGACCUCUGGAGACCAUUUCCACUACGUGUUCACCGACAGGGAUGGUACUUUGAAGAGUUACUCGUGCUCGUAUCCGACAAGUGUGCAGCCUGCUUACUCUGCAGUAAUUCAGGCUCAGUUUGCACGACGUUGUGCUCAGUUUUGUGCGAUCGUCACGACAGCUCCACUUGUCCACAUUGGAAUUCUCAAUAUGAGUACCAUGCCUGAAGGUUAUUACGCAUAUGGUGCUUCUGCUGGUCGUGAAUGGUACUUCAACCCGGCUAUGCAGUUCAAGGAUGACAGCGUUAGCGACGCUGACCUCAUGCUACUCAAUAAAGCAUUCGAUAUGGUCGAGGAUUUACUGGAAAAUCCGGAAUAUCGAAACUUCACUUGGAUUGGUAGUGGACUACAGAAACAUUAUGGGCAUAUCACAAUCGCCAAGCAGGACGUUAACAAUUCGAUUCCUCACAGGAAGAGCCUGCAACUGUUCGAUGAAGUAUCAAAGAUUGUCAAUGAAGUGGAUCCUUCUGGAGCAAUUCUUACGAUUAGGGAGAACGAAUAUGACAUAAAAAUCUAUACGAAGGCUAAAUUAUCGGGUCGGAUCUUCAAUAAGGGUCAUGGAGUUCGUCUUAUCGAACGAAAGAUGGGCAUGCAACUUCAAGACGGUAAUAUACUGGUUUGUGGUGACUCUGAUACGGAUCUUCCUAUGUUAGAAGAAUGCCUGUCUGUCGCACCUCCGAACGUCUACACCAUAUGGGUGACGAAGGAUGAAGCACUACGAGAAAAGGUAACACAAAUCUGCGCCCAUUUCCACAACAAUAACGUGGCGUUCGUAUCAUGUCCUGAAGUGCUGCUUGGUGCAAUGGCUCAGGCUACAGUACGUGAGCUAAAAGUACGUGGUGGUGACCUGGACGAUGACAAUGACAUCUGA